AUGUCCCUCUCAGAAACCCUGGCCGUGAGCAGCAGCCCUGCCUCCGGCCGCUCCUGCGGCUCCUCGGGCAGGCUCCGCGUGCUGCCCGUCCCCACCUCCGUCUCCGGAGCUCCCGGGAAGCGCCUGAGCCUCGAGUGCCGCUUCGAGGCACCGCAGGACGCCGAGGUCACCUGGCUGCAGGUGUGUCCCCGGGACUACCGCGGGGACAGCUGGAGCUGCAGGUGGCCGGAGGAGGUGACGGUCGAGGGCGGGGGUCGCCAGAUAGUUCAGAACCGGAAUCUUUCCACGCUGAGCUUCCAGCACCUGCAGCACAACCACAGCGGGCUCUACUUCUGCCGGGUGCAGUCCCACAAGGCGUUCGGGCAGUCCUGCGGGACCUUCGUGAGGGUCAUCGAGCCCGUGCCGCUGCCGUUCCUGCAGCUGGACGACGCCACCAAGAACAGGAUCCUGACGGCGCAGGGGGUGCUGCUGCUGCUCUGCGCUGCGGGGCCAGGGCUGCUGCUGCUCUUCAGGAAGCGCUGGGCCAACGAGCGUCUCCUCCAGCCGAAGAAAAUCUCCUUCGAGGAGGAAAACCUUUACGAGGGGCUGAACCUAGACGAGUGCUCCAUGUACGAGGACAUUUCCCGGGGGGUCCAACCCACCUACCAGGACGUGGGGACCCCCCUUGCCGCCGACGGUCUCCUGGAGAAGCCUUAAAAAGAGACCCCCGAAAUGAGGGUGGGGGUCCCCGAAACCCCUGCGUGCCCCCCACCCCACAAAGGCUUUGCUUUGGUAACUCAAGGCUGCGCUCAUUGCCCCCAUCCCAAAAUCAAGCCGUGGUAAUGGGGGACUCCUCCCUCAUCUGGAGCUGAUUAGUUGCUAAUA
Sturnus vulgaris (Common starling) is the source of this 864-nucleotide messenger RNA. NCBI's taxonomy places the organism in Eukaryota, Metazoa, Chordata, Aves, Passeriformes, Sturnidae. The record is from RefSeq and is a predicted model, not a curated record.